CCCCCAUUUUGCCAACAUCCCAAGAAUACUCUCUUGCAAAAUGCUUAAGACACUUAAUAUUUUAAAAGGGCGUGCACCAUACGCUUCAGCAUCUAUUUUGACAAAAAUAACGUCUCAUCAACUCCAUACUUCUGCAGCUGUCAGCGCCGGUCGUAAAGUUGUUGCUACUCGUAGGCUUUUGCAAAACAGUCAACAGAGACUUGAAGAACAGGGUUUUGACCUCGUUCAAUGGCCAACCGACAGCGCUAUGCCUUACGAAAAGUUAUUAGAAGAUGUGAAGGGAGCUGAGGGUUUGAUCUGUAUGCUUUCUGAUAAAAUUGACUCUCAAGUAUUCAAGGCAGCAGGCCCUCAAUUAAAAGUCGUGACUACUAUGAGUGUUGGCUAUGACCAUAUUGAUCUCAAAGCAGCCAAGGAAAAUAAUGUCAAGAUUGGUUAUACACCCGAUAUCUUAACUGACGCUACAGCUGAUCUCACUGUUUUGUUAACGCUGUCUGCUGCCAGAUUCAUGAAGAGUGGCGUACGUGCUGCUGAAACAGGAGAAUGGAAAGAAUGGAGAGCUGAUUGGUUAUGUGGAUAUCAAUUCACUGGGAAAACGCUAGGCGUUGUAGGCAUGGGACGCAUUGGACAAGCCGUUGCUAAGCGUUUGAAAGCUUUCGGCAUCGAUAACGUAUUGUAUUGGGGCAGAAAGGAAAAGCCUGGACUAAAAGAGAGCUUGAAUGCAGAAUACGCCUCCUUUGAUAAACUGUUGAGCGAAUCUGAUUACAUUGUCGCUUGUUGCGCUUUGACUCCUGAAACCAAAGAAAUGUUCAACUAUGAAGCUUUUCAAAAGAUGAAGAAAAAUACAGUUUUUGUGAAUACGGCCCGCGGCGGUAUCGUAAAGCAAGAUGACUUGGUCCGAGCAUUGGAAGAAAAUUUGAUUGCAGGAGCUGGUCUUGAUGUAACGACGCCUGAACCAUUACCAACAGAUCAUAAACUUUUCCAAUUAGAUAACUGUGUAAUCUUGCCUCAUAUCGGCAGUGCUACAAAGGAAACUCGUGAGGCCAUGGGUGACAUGUGUAUAGACAACGUCGUGGCAGGUCUGAACGGAAAAGAUCUCCCUUUUCAGUUGCAGCAUUAGAUCGACGCUUUAAAUGUAUAUAGUAAAGAAAUGCUCAUUUGAUGGACAUUACGAACCUAAUGCUGAUUCUGGUAUAGCCUGUUAUCGAUUAAACAGUGCAGGAAGUGCAAUAAGGGCAGUGGCUCUUACCCCGAC
Mycotypha africana is the source of this 1252-nucleotide messenger RNA. RefSeq names its product D-isomer specific 2-hydroxyacid dehydrogenase. Gene Ontology annotation, molecular function: glyoxylate reductase (NADPH) activity; hydroxypyruvate reductase [NAD(P)H] activity; NAD binding. Gene Ontology annotation, cellular component: cytosol. The transcript has 4 exons. The record is from RefSeq and is a predicted model, not a curated record. The coding region runs from base 41 to 1117 and encodes 358 amino acids. Lineage: Eukaryota; Fungi; Mucoromycota; Mucoromycetes; Mucorales; Mycotyphaceae.